AUGACAGAGUCGCUUGUUCAGGGCACAAGAGCCAUCUUGUCACAAUUUGUUGAAGGGGAUGAAGAUCAAAUGGCCGCUUUGCAACAGAAGGUCAUUCUACUGAACAUGGAUGCUGCAGCAGAUGAGCAGCUGGCAGGUAGGCUCAUGGCCUGCAAUGACGGUCUGUUCCCAGGUGUGAAACAGGUGUGCCGGGACCGGGCGCAUGCGGCUCGGCGAGUCAUUUCCCGUCCAUUCAAAGCGUCUGCUGAGAUUUGGGAUGUGUUUCAAGCCUUGAUCUGGGGCAACGCUUCAAUGCCUGCAACCAUUCAGAGCAGUGAUGUGCUGAGGAAAGUGUUCAACCAGUACGUCAAAGACAUGGGCGGUGACCGGGUUCAGUCAAUGUCGCUGUGCAAGCAGAGGUUUGACUCGCACCAGAAGGCAACUGGCCGUUUGAUUCUGUGGCUGCGUCCGACCAUCAAAACUGCAAUCUAUGCGACAGUUUACAGACGCAAUGACCGAGAUGGUGAAAGAGCUGCAUUUUUCUUGCGCUCUCUCAGUGAAGAGCGGGUGUUGCUUUUGGCCAUGGUGGCUGACUUCACUGAUGAAGCGACAAGAAUCAUCCGACUCAUGGAUUCAGAAGCUGCAGAUGUUGCCACGCACAACAUCGAACUCGAUGUAUUUGCAAGUCGGGUGAAGCAUCUUUUCAUUGAUGAGCAUGCGACCAAGUCUGGGUAUACCAUGUUUGCGCUGGAGAGCUUGAAGACCCCAAUCGCUUUCGAUGUGGAUGGCAAGUCGAAGACUCUGGGUGGUCCAACCAAAGUUUCUCCAGCCAUGAUCGCCCGGUGCUUUGCUUCUAUGAAGAAACUGGUUGGGCUGAGCACAGAAGUGAUUGCGUCGGAGUUUCCUGCAUAUGAGAUUCUGACCGCCCUGAAAAUCUUCGAUGUAUCCGAAGUAAUGGCCCAGCAGCUGUGGAUCGAAUGGUAUGGUGAACCCAGGAAAGGAUCAACAUCCAGAAUUGAUUUGGGGACCAAACGAGGGCACAAGAAGGGUUCUGAAGCUGAUUUCUUGGCCAAAAGACGCCGUUUGGAUGGACCGGUCAAACUUUUGCCCCAUGAUGAAGUACGGCUCGAAGCAAGUGCGAAUCUGCCAGCAGAUUGUCAGCGUGUCCAGGCAGAAUUGACAUUUCAGAGGAACAAGCAGUUCAAGAACACAAUCCAAUCGUACUUAAGUGGUCACUUGACAGCCAAGGAAGUGCCAGAUGGGAUGGUUGAUGUGGCUCAAACAUUCGUUGAAUUGGAGACUCGGAGAGAUGCCGCCAGAGUACGGGGAGUUUCAAAGUUCCAAGCCUUGUUGGCCCCGUCCCCGCCACAGUUCGAUCGGCGGAACCACUGGAUCUUUCUGGAGGUGGCAGAGUGGAGCCAGAAGCCUGAAUUUUUCAGGUGCAAGGUGACCCAGGACCUCCAGCUGCCUUUGUUUUUCGUUGUGGCCAACCCGGAGAAACCGCCUUCACAAGUUCUUUGGGCAGCCUCUGUGCGAGGAGGUUGUGUUCUGGACCUGGCAUGCAUGCGGGGCAUCAUUGAAAACCGUGAUGAUAAGGCAACAACAGGAAUUGCCUUCCUCUAUGAUGCGGCGUACGCAAUCAAGCGGCAGAUUUUCUUGUGCCCUAGCUUUCGUGCUGCGAACGCGGAAGCCAGUGAAAUUAUUCAAGCAGCAGUUGGCCAGGAGAGAUCGAAGUGGAAGAUGAUUGAUGGAGGUUGGGAAGCCUUCGCUGAAGCAUCUGCUAAGAGCCAGCAAGCUGGCCGCAAGUGGGCUGUGCUGGGGCUGACCAUUCCACGAAUAGCUGCUAACAUGCAGGAAGACAAUGUCAUGUCCAGCAAAACAUUUCUCAAGUUUGUGAGCAGGGUUCAUUGCUGCAAUCGUGCUGCUGGCACAGUACGGAUGGCUGGGUCAGGGCCCAAGGAUGGAAUUGCUCAACGGGGUGCUGUAAAGUCAGAUGCCGUGAUGGUCACCAAGAUGGUGCCGGAGAUGGAGACCCCUCCUCUUGGUGCCACCCAGCGUUGCUCUCUCAGAUUUGAUGCAUCAUGA
Molecule: messenger RNA, 2064 nt
Organism: Cladocopium goreaui
Lineage: Eukaryota; Dinophyceae; Suessiales; Symbiodiniaceae
Source: the annotation of a GenBank genome assembly